Molecule: messenger RNA, 2706 nt
Organism: Gallus gallus (chicken)
Lineage: Eukaryota; Metazoa; Chordata; Aves; Galliformes; Phasianidae
Exons: 1
Coding region: 160-957 (265 amino acids)
Source: RefSeq, a predicted model, not a curated record
GGCGGCUCGGCUCGGCACGCACCGGUCUGGCUCUCUAGCUCGCUGUAGUUGGGCUUCUUGCUGGCCGAGAAGUGCUUCUUCACCAGGAACGAGCGCGGCAUCGUACUCGCCCAGCGCCACCGCCCGCUGCGGAACCUCCGCGUCUCAGCGUCCGUUAAUAUGGGCCCGGGGUGUACAGGGGGGCGAGGAGGGCGGUGCAGGGCCGCCCCCCAUGCCCGGAGCCAAUGGGACGGCCGGGGCGGGCAGACUACAGGUGCCGGCCCCGGGCAUCGUUGCUCCCGGCUCGGGAGCGUCUGCUGGAAAAGGGUCCAGAGCGCUGCCGGUCCUCCUCCAUUGCUCCGUCCUCACGAGCUCACAGCCACCUUCGCCUCCCCUGCGUUACGAGCGGACCCCGGGGUGCGGGGGGUGGGCGGAGCCGGACAGCUCUCCCGCCCGGGGCAUGGCGCCACGCACUUGCCUCGGCACCAGCCUGGGUGGCCGCAACCCGCCUCGAGUACAGAAGUGGGAAACGCGGCAAUACUGCCCGCGGCUGCAGCUCGAGGCGGCCGCUCCCCCUCUCAAGAGGAGGCGGUUGGCGAAUCUUCUCGAGCCCCGUGUUGCGCGGCCCGGCCCUGCCCCGUUCCUCCUUUGUUGCACGUCGUCGUCGCGGGCGGCCCGCAGGCGAUUCGCCCCACUUCGCCCCCACUGAAGCGGGGUGAACGUGCUCCCCAGGGCCGGAGCCGGCGGACCCAGCCCAGAUCAGCCGGGCCGGGCGCUGCCUCUCGCCGGGCCGAGUUCUCCCCCUGCCGGCAGCAGGGAGGGAACGCGGGUGACGCGCAGCCCCCAGCCGCGACGCGCACGAAGCACUGCCCGAAGGUGCUCCCUGACGGCCUCUUCAGUUACAAACUCGCUGCCACCGCGCACAGCUGGCUGCCGCUCACGUGCGUAAAGCUGCCGCGCUACUUUGCGACUGCUUAAGAAACCAAAGCACUUUUAUUCUCCUGACCCCGUUUGCCUCAAUCCUUUUCACCUUCUCAAGUCUUUUUCUGCAAACAAGCAUCAGAAAACAACUUUGAAAACAGCAGCUGGAAGUUUCUGAAGGCUGUCAGCUGGCUGGAGCUGGUAGAGCAAUACCUGCACAGACCCCGAACUUCUGACCACAAGAGAUGAAUCCUUUUCACGUCCACCUCACCAGGGAGCAUUCAUAUCUGCCCAAGUCCUUGCCAUAUCUGCUGACUUUUGCUUCGAGGACUCAGGACAGUUACUACCAAGCAGGCACCAGGAGUACGCAGCAUUAACCCACUGUUAAUGCUCUAUUACAGACAGGGUCCUUUACAAGAUGCGAUCAAUUGCCGUAAUUCCAGGUGAAGUUAUGCCAAUUGCUGUAGGCAAUUAAUACUGACAUCAAUUUAUCUGCCUGAUUAAGGCCAGACUUUGACCUGAGACAGAUUCACAGCAAAAACAAACAAAAACAACAAACCAAACCAACCAAACAAAAAAACCACCACCACCAAACCCUCAAACACAUGCUUGUCUCUGCCCAUUCUGUUCCCUUUCCUCCGUGCUAAUUUCCCUCCUAAUUCUCAGUGCUAGACACUAGGAAUUUCACAGGUUGAAGGGAGCCCGACCGCAUUGCCACCAACAGUGGGCCCUGGGACUUGCUGCAGCCACAACAUCAGCUGCUUACAAGGUGGAAGCAGCUCCUCUGGCACAGUAUUUCACUCUCCCGUAGCAGUACUUCACCAGGUUCUAAAGUCAGAAUUAGCUUGUUCUGUAAUAAUCCCUUUUUAACGAUGAAUUUCUGCACACAGAUGAGAUGAAUCAAGGUUAAGCACGUGUCUCUCACCAGUGUCUUCAAAUUCAUGAGCAAAUACCACUGAGGCAUAUCACUGUUUGUAAACAAGUUUGUAUUUGUUAAGUUGAUGAAGUCAGCAGCACAGACACUAAGCUCAUCAGCACUAAAGUGGAAAACUAUAGCUCAAGUUCUCUGUGAGUGCCUGUAUGGAUGCUUAUCACAGCACAGAUAGCAGUGCUAUAAAUUCCACUGUUACCAAGCUAGGAGGUGCCAGAACUUCACUCCUUACCCAUACACAAAUUUAAUCAAAAUUCAAGUAGACCCGGUAUGCAUGUUCCAGUUCGGGUUUGUCCCAUGCAUGAGAUAAUUCCUUGUAAGCUGAAGCAAAUCAAAGCCAAGAUGCACAGUCAAUGAGUAGGUCCAUACAGACACGGUAUGAUCACAAGGCCUGAGCAAACAUUUCUCACCACUCAGGGCUGCAAGACAAUCCCCACCUUCCUGUUUCACAAGCAAUGGAAACAAAGUUGAAGUCUCUCUCUUUUUUUCCUGCUUUCUGGCAUGCUCCCUGGAGCUUUACAUAACAUUAAGAACUGCUUUGGAGAGAUGCUGAGAAAAUGUAUGGAUCAGGAGGAAGAAAUGACAAAAUCUGACAUGAAGACAGAAUUUUAUAAAUUAAAUGAACUUUAUUUAUAACUUGCCUUCAAAAUUAAAAAAAAUAUGACAAAGUAAUUGCUCAGAAGCUCCUAGCUGCUCCUUAAACAUUUAAUCUAAAUUGCAUGGAAGUGCACUUCAAAUAGCAGCAGAAAUCUAGAUUUAGGUCAAUUUGCACCACAAAACUCCAUGCUAGCCAGAACCUAGAAAUCUCCACUCAACAACCAACAUGGUUAUCUUUUCACAGAUCAAGCAUUCGAAACAACCAACUCCAAAACAAA